AUGUUGCUGUUAGAUGUGGACUCGACGCGGGCGUUUACUUAUCAGUGGAUUGUUUGGCGCCUGUUUGGCCUACAUCCGGCGACGGGCAAUUCGUUUUGGGCACGGCAUUAUACGGCAUAUAGCAUUGCCUUUAAUGUGAUCGCUAAUAUUUGCAUACCAUUGUCGUUCUAUGUGGGGUGUCUGAUGAGCCGGACACUGACCGAGUUCUGUGAGAGUUUUUAUGUGGCCGCCGUUAUCAUUGUGGAGCAGCUGAAGCUGGCCAAUGUGCUGCGGGUGCGUGGACAUUUGAUGAAUCUACAUGCUAUAUUGCGCCAGCUGGAUAAACGCCUGCAGUCGGACGAGGAGCGGAGAAUUAUUGAAUAUAAGGUCGAACAGUCACGGAAAAUAUUCCAAUGGGUAAUGCGACUAUUUUUGAUGGCCAUAGCAAGCGCUGCUUGCCUUGUACCCUUUGCGCCCGAUCAGCAAUUACCCUUCCCCGCCUGGAUACCGUGGGACUGGCAGCGUUCCCGACAUAUCUAUCUGACAACAAUAUGCCUGCAGAAUAUUGGCGUAUUCAUAUUGGCGGUCAUAGCCCUCAAUAAUGAUACCUAUCCGGUGGCCUAUCUCAUCGUGGUCGCUGGACAUUGCAAGGCGCUGGCCCUGCGCAUCGCCAAGCUGGGCCAUACUAGUGAUGUGACCCAGUCCCAGACUAAUGCCCAGAUGAUUGCGUGUAUCGAGGAUCACAAGACAAUAUUGCAAUUGGUGAAUACCAUGGAGAACUCCGUCUCGUUCGCCUGUUUCAUUCAGUUCGUCUGUACGGCUACCUCGCUUUGCUCGCUUUCCUUUUUCGCAUUCUACGUGGAGAUGAGCCUGUUAAAGAUGUUGCAUCUGUUCUUUAUGCUGCUGGCCAUCAUUAUCGAAACGUUCAUCGUUUGCUAUGCCUCCGAGCAGGUCACCCACGAGGGCGAACAGAUGGCCCAUGCGAUCUACGCCUGCAAUUGGAUCAAUCAGUCUGUCCAGUUCCGUCGCAACCUAUUGCUAAUGCUAAUGCGCUCCCAGCGGCCCAUUGGCAUUGUGGCGGUCAAGACAUUGCCUGUGCGUAUGAGAACCCUGGUAGCGGUUAUCAAAGGCGCUUACACCAUGUUCAGCCUGCUAAAUGAAGUCAACUCGUAG
Molecule: messenger RNA, 1152 nt
Organism: Drosophila virilis
Lineage: Eukaryota; Metazoa; Arthropoda; Insecta; Diptera; Drosophilidae
Gene: Or19a
Product: Odorant receptor 19a
Biological process (GO): sensory perception of smell; detection of chemical stimulus involved in sensory perception of smell
Cellular component (GO): plasma membrane
Molecular function (GO): odorant binding; olfactory receptor activity
Source: RefSeq, a predicted model, not a curated record